AUGAUGCAGUGGUUCUGCUGGCAUGUGCCAGUGAAGAUAAUCCUGGGAUUUCUGUGUCUCUUUCUGGUUUGCAACACAGCUUCAAGCAUAAGAAAAGAACAUAAGAAAGAGAAGCAAGUGGCAGUGCUGGCUACUGCAGAGCUGCCAGCAAAGUCUGUGGAUCUGGCUGCUAUUAACCUGACAGAGCUGGUGAACGGUAUGCUGAACACAACGCUCAGAGGUACCAAAAAGCUCUUCUCUUUGCUGAGCGUCACGUCUUACAGCUCACUUGCCUUCCACAAAGUGUCAGUCACCAUUUAUAACAUUUCUAAUGUGAAAAAUGUUGACCCUGGCAAGUUCCCUAUGCAUUACUGCUACUGUUUGAACAACGUGACAAAUGACUUGGCAGAUUUUACAGCUUUACUUGUUGAUAUUAUUGGAAACUCCACCAGUUAUCUCACAGAAAUUUUCAAAUCCACUUCUAUUCUUUCAGUGCGUCAGAGCAAUGACUCAGAUUGUAUCUACAUCUGUGUGAUGACAGGGCAGACAGGGAGAAAUCUGUCUGACUUUUGGGAAAUGCUGGAGAAAUCUCCUGUUAUCAAUUACACAUUUUCCAGUAACAAAUCUUCUGACCUGGAUCUAGAUUCGAUUUAUUCAAGUUUCAUGAAAUUACAGGAAGACUCAAACAAAAGAGUGGAUCCAUCAACGGAAUCUGGGUGGACAUUUAAAACUACCAGGAUCCCUCUUGCCCUGAAAGGAGAGGAAAUCCUCACCACAAGAUUCCCACCAUGGCCAAAGACAGUUGGAGUGAAAGAACUGGGGUUUCCAUCACCACACGUGGAUGCUUUCAGACCACGAGGGACAGCCAGAACCCCUUCAACUGCUGAGGGGAGCCCGGCCCCAUUGCCAGCCCUGCAGCCCAGCCCCAGAAGCAUGUGUCUCUCUGUUCCCAUAGCUGACAUGCAUGCAUUUUGGAUGCAGACAGGGUCUCCUCAAGAAACCAGCAAAUUGAUGCAAACAGAGCCAGAUUUGCCUUCCUCAGUACUGUCUACGCCACCGUACAGGCCUGGUGUGACACUGAAACUUUACUCAGCUACCAGGUGUCCACAGGCGAUCCUCAAAGAGUCCCGUGUGACCUCACCUCCUGUCACUCUUAUAGUGCAGAAGAUCAAUCCCUGUGUGAUGGAGCUGUGUAGGUUUUUUCAGCUGUGCCUCUGUGUUGGUCAGAGAAGAUAUUCCAGAAAGGAUUCCAUGAGGUACUGUGUUGAAUACUAUUCCUGGUUCUUGAAAAAUGCAAGUUAUGUCUGUGAAGGAGUCAAAAGAAUUGCUUACACCCACACAUUAAAACAAAAAUGCCUUAAAAACAUCUGCAAGUCGGUCUAG
Messenger RNA from Antrostomus carolinensis (chuck-will's-widow), 1362 nucleotides. It is a transcript of the gene HHLA1, whose product is annotated as HHLA1 neighbor of OC90. Lineage: Eukaryota; Metazoa; Chordata; Aves; Caprimulgiformes; Caprimulgidae. The transcript has 15 exons. The record is from RefSeq and is a predicted model, not a curated record. The coding region runs from base 1 to 1362 and encodes 453 amino acids.